Molecule: messenger RNA, 1792 nt
Organism: Cicer arietinum (chickpea)
Lineage: Eukaryota; Viridiplantae; Streptophyta; Magnoliopsida; Fabales; Fabaceae
Product: scopoletin glucosyltransferase-like
Molecular function (GO): UDP-glucosyltransferase activity
Source: RefSeq, a predicted model, not a curated record
AUGUUAUACCAAACCAAAUUGUUCUCCCUCUCCCAUAUUCCUGGCACUUUCCCUUACUUGUUAGUUUCUUAGUUUUUGUUACAAAUUAAAGCACUGCAAGCUUCAUUGCUCAAAAGUGAAAAAAAUGGGUACUGAAUAUCACAAUUCUUUGCACAUAUUCUUCUUUCCUUAUUUUGGUCAUGGUCAUAUCAAACCAACUGUCGAUAUGGCCAAAUUAUUUGCAUCAAAAGGUGUCAAAGCCACAAUUAUUACCACACCCAGUAAUGAAACUUUAAUCUCCAAAUUUAUACAAAAAUCCAAAAUUAGUGGCCACAAUAUUCAUAUUCAAACCAUAGAGUUUACUUCCCCAAAAACUUGUUUACCAAAUGGUUCUGAAAUUAUUGACUCAAUCCCUUCACCGGAAUCAUUCUUUUCGUUCUUAAAAGCCACAGAAUCGUUACAAGAGCCACUUGAAAAACUACUAGUUGAACAAAAUCCAGAUUGUGUUGUUGCUGACAUGUUUUUCCCUUGGGUAACUGAUUCUGCUUCCAAAUUUGGAAUUCCUAGAAUUGUGUUUCAUGGUACUUCUUUCUUCUCGUUGUGUGCUACCUAUUGUAUCAAACGAUUUGAACCUUUCAAGAAUGUUUCUUCUGAUUUUGAACCCUUUGUUAUUACUGAUCUUCCUGGUAAUGUUAAAAUGACAAAGUCGUUCUUACAACCUUUUGAGAUUUCGAAGGGUUCUACUGAAGGAUUAGGCAAAUUCUUUCGGGAAAUACAUGAAUCAGAAAUGAAGAGUUUUGGGGUUGUUGUUAACAGCUUCUAUGAACUUGAAAAAGAUUAUGCAGAUUAUUAUAGAAAGGGAAUUGGUAGAAAAGCAUGGCAUAUUGGUCCUUUGUGUAUCUGCAAUAAGAGCACAGAAGAAAAAGAAGGUUCUAUUUAUGAACAUGAGUGUCUAAAAUGGCUUGACAUGAAGAAACCCAAUUCAGUUGUUUACAUAUGUUUUGGAAGUUCGACAAAAGUUCUUGACUCUCAGCUUAAAGAAAUAGCUGUUGGACUUGAAGCAUCAGGGAAAAAUUUCAUCUGGGUUGUGAGGAAAAAGAAAGAAGAAGGAGAAGAAUGGUUACCUAAAGGAUUUGAGAAAAGAAUGGAAGGAAAAGGACUUAUUGUAAGAGGGUGGGCCCCACAAGUUUUGAUUCUUGAACAUGAGGCUGUUGGUGCAUUUGUGACUCAUUGUGGUUGGAAUUCAAUUUUAGAAGGUGUUUGUGCUGGAAUGCCUUUUGUUACUUGGCCUGUGGCUGCUGAACAAUUUUAUAAUGAAAUAUGGGUCACUCAAGUACUUAAAAUUGGUGUUCCUGUUGGAGUUACAAAAUGGGUUGAAUCGUUUGGGGAAAGUAUUGAAUGGGAUUUAGUGGAGAAGGCUGUGAAGAGGAUUUUGGAAGGAGAAGAAGCUCAGGAAAUUAGGAACAGGGUGAAGCUUUUAUCAGAGUUAGCUAAGAAGGCAGUGGAAGAAGGAGGCUCUUCUUACUCUGAUUUGAAUGUUUUAAUUCAGGAUUUGAGUUUGCUUAGGAAUUGAGAUAAUCCAUCCUUGAUCAAAUUUUAAGCAAAGUUAAGUCUGGAUACAUGUGCUGUUUUGUAUUUGAUAUCUUCUUAGUUUAAGUCGUUAGAAUUAGUUUUCGAUACUUUGUUAACAAACUAAUACUCUAGUCACCCUUGUUGGUUAAUUAGUUGUAUUAGUCAGUUAUUUUAUAUCAAUUAGUUGUUUAUUUAAUUGGUUACAAAAGUUUAUGUAUAUUUUUUGUUGGGAUGUUUUAAA